AUGAUCUGUAUUAGGCUUCUCUCGGGGGAUGAAUUGGUCAAAGUGCCGCUGCAGAGCGCCUCGGGCGAGGUGAAGGAUGUGAAGGGCUUGCAGCAGUGCUUGCAUCAGCUGCAUGGCAUGCCCCCACGCUUCCGGCAAAGAAUGCUUCUCCACGGCCAGAUCUUGGAUGAUGCUACCAAGCUAGACUCCCCCAUGGAGCUGGAGCUCGUUCUGCUUCCAUACAGCGAGGCUCUUGACACAGAACGUUUCAUGUCAGCCGCACUACGCGGCUCUGCCGUCGAGGUUGAGUCCAUGCUGGAGCAUCCCGCCGAUCCGGACGUGGCCACCGAUAGGGGCAUCACGGCCCUGAUGACGGCAGCGCAGCAGGGCCACAUGGAGGUCGUGCGGUUGUUGCUUGAGGCCGGCGCGCACGUUGACAAGGCCAACGACGCCGGUGGCACGGCCGCGAUGCUUGCGUCUCUAAAGGGCUGCACGGAAGUCGCUCGCAUGUUGCUUGAGGCCGGGGCCCACGUCAAUUUGGCCGACAACGCUGGAAGAACAGCUUUGGCAUAUGCAUCGGCAAAUGGCCAGGUUGCGGUCGCACGCUUGUUGCUUGAGGCCGGUGCACACAUCGACUCGGCCAGCAACGAUGGGUUCACAGCUCUGAUGUGGGCAUCACGGAAGGGUCACAUUGAGGUCGUGCGUUUGUUGCUUGAGGCCGGUGCGAGCAUCGGUAAGGUCAACAAUGCCGGUCGCACAGCUCUGACGAUGGCAUUCCGACAUGGCCACGAACAAGUCGUGCGUUUGUUUGUGAAGGCCGGUCCUUACAUCGAGUUGGCAGGCAGCGAAGGUGCCACAGCUCUACCAGCAUGA
Messenger RNA from Symbiodinium natans, 852 nucleotides. The record is from the annotation of a GenBank genome assembly. NCBI's taxonomy places the organism in Eukaryota, Dinophyceae, Suessiales, Symbiodiniaceae.